This is a messenger RNA of Orycteropus afer afer, 2337 nucleotides long. RefSeq names its product armadillo like helical domain containing 4 (gene ARMH4). The record is from RefSeq and is a predicted model, not a curated record. Lineage: Eukaryota; Metazoa; Chordata; Mammalia; Tubulidentata; Orycteropodidae.
UGUACACAUAUCUCUUCCACUAUGAGCAGACCAAUUGUAUUGCACAUUUGUCUGGCUUUCUGUAGCCUCCUGAUUCUCAACUUUUCCACACAAUGUCUGGCCUUCCCCAAAAUAGAAAGGAGGGAGAUAGAACAUAUUCACACAGAAAAAAAGCAAUUUCAGAGGAUGGACAUAGAAGACCUGGAAAAUAACUCCAAAACUUCAAAACAAACACCCCAGCUAGUAGUCACUGAAGAUCCAAUGGUAAUGUCAGAAGGACCCUCAGCAACAUCAUUAAAUAAAGUAUCCCCUAUUAAUGAAGGUACCUAUCCUGUGGGAGCGAGGCUCACACAGCUUAAUGGCCCUGGUGUUUACACUCCUACUGAGUCAGUGGUCCCGGCAAGUGAGGGACUGUUGGGUUCCAACUACCCACAGAGAAUGUCUCCUGAAAGCAAACUUUCUAAGGCCAUGUUAGCCGUCACUGUCACUGCAGCUGCUCCUCUGAAUAUUGAUGAGAAGGAGGACAACUUUAGCAGUACCAACAUUCUGCCCAUUGUAGACGUGACCACAGAAGCGACACAAAGUUUUCUGAAGUAUUUGGAUGAUCAGUUCUUUGCAUCCGAAAGUCAGGAAGAAGUUAGUCUGGGACAUUCACCUUCAUCCUAUGUAAAUAUGACAGAAAUGGUAACCACCAAUCUGAGGACUGAGAAAUUUGAAGCAGCUACAGAGCAUAAGGCAACUUCUGUUCCUGGUGUUGAGCCUACAGCAGGCACUGAAGCUGACAGCCUCACACUGGAUGGAGAGAGGCCUUCACAGACGACAGCUGACAAUAUCCAGGCUACUGCUCCCAAGCCCUUGCUUGGCACCUCUGAGGAUGCCCUGAGUGUUGAGCCGGAGACUGACAGCCUGCCUGGAACCCCAGAAGUCACAACCGGUGUCAGCAUAGCUAUUCCAACUGCCUCUGUCAUAACUGAUGAGUGGGAUGACACCAAAUUGGAAAGUGUAAGCCAGAUAAGGGCCCCAGACCUUGGGGACAACACAGACAGUCAGGUGGGAAUGGAAAUGUCUCAGACAGCACAAGUCACCCAUGAUAGUAUGAAAGGGGCUGAGCCUUUGACAGGGGCUGCAGAUACGCCUGUGGGGCUGCCUGAAGGGGAAAUACACACCGAGACAGCUUUGCUAAUACCACAAGGGGAUGAGAGAGCAGCUGCCUUCACCAAUCAAAGUUCCUUUAGUUCCACAAGUCCGUUGGAAGAUGAGAAACUUUCCGUAGUAAACCUGUUAAAAAAUACAACAGACCUCAUGGAAUCCACCAUGGAAAAUGAUGUCAUGUUUUCCUUAGAGACCACUGUUUCCAUCUCAGGAUACGACAUUGAGGCAUAUCAACCUUUGGGAAACACAUUUAAAGAUAUUAUUACUCAAGAGAUGACAACCGCUGCUCAAGAAGCAGAAGCCACUUUAUCAUUGAUGAUGCAUGAACAAGUUUCUACCCUCGGGAUUACCAGAGAAAAUGGGGAGACUAAGGAAGGAAAAGAGUCUUCCUCACCCACAUCUGAUGUUUCUAGUGUAACUCUGCUGUCAAGAAGAUCAGACCCUCUGGAUGCUGCAGUUCCUACUACAGCCGUGCCUUUGUCUUUUGAAGUUGCUCCCACUGUGGAAGAAUUAGUGGACACUGUCAUGGGACCAAGUGAGGAGUUGUUCACAUCAGUUUUGGGCUCUUCAGUGACCCCUCCUGGAAUAACGGAGGAGUCAGCCAGCAUUUCUCUAGUGCUUCCUGCUUCUGAGACAUCCUCUGAAGGAAGAACUGUUGUUCCAUCCAUUAGUCGUGUUAAUACAGCUGCCACAUAUGGCCUGGACCAACUUGAAUCUGAAGAGGGAGAAGAGGAUGAAGAUGAAGAGGAGGAAGAUGAAGAAGAAGAAGAUGAGGAGGAAGAUGAAGAAGAUAAAGAUGCAGACUCCCUGGUUGAGAGCUUGGACAGUGACACUGAACUGCUGGGGUUUACUCUCCCUGGUGUCACAUCCCAGGAGCCUGGCUUAGAGCAAGGAAACAUGGGCCUUUUGGAGGGAGCCACCUACCAAGUGCCCGAUGCCAUUGAAUGGGAACAGCAGGAUCAGGGCCUGGUGAGAAGCUGGAUGGAAAAGCUGAAAGACAAGGCUGGCUAUAUGUCUGGGAUGCUGGUGCCUGUAGGGGUUGGGAUAGCUGGAGCCUUGUUCAUCUUGGGAGCGCUGUAUAGCAUUAAGGUUAUGAAUCGCCGAAGGAGAAAUGGCUUCAAAAGACAUAAAAGAAAGCAGAGAGAAUUCAACAGCAUGCAAGAUCGAGUAAUGCUCUUAGCCGACAGCUCUGAAGAUGAGUUUUGA